AUGGAUAGAUAUGGACAUAAUGUAAGAUCAGAUAUAAAGAAGCAGGGAUAUGAAGAUUCGAAUUUACCCAUUCUUUGUGAAACGUGUUUAGGAGAAAAUCCAUAUGUUAGAAUAAUAAGAGAGGAGAAUGGGAAAGAAUGUAAAAUAUGUAAGAAUGUGUUUACUCAUUUUAGAUGGAAACCUGGUGAGAAUUCAAGAUAUAAACAAACGGUUAUAUGUAUGAAAUGUGCUAAAGUUAAAAAUGUUUGUCAAACUUGUUUAUUUGAUUUACAAUAUAAUUUACCUGUACAAGUCAGGGACAAAUUUCUUGAAAAUAGUAUAGUAUUACCAGAGAAUGAGACAAAUCGGAAUUUUUUUUUAGAGCAGAUGGAAAACGAUAUGUCUUCAACAUAUGAUAAAAUGAAUCGUAUAAAUAUGGAUUUAAGUAAAUUAAAAAGACGAGAUCCAUAUUUUAAAAGAAAUAUGGCAAGGGUAUGUAGUUUCUGGAGGAAAAAUUCAUGUAAUCGUGGAGAUGAAUGUCCGUAUCUUCAUAAAGAGAUUCAUUUAGAUAAGUCUUUAUCAAAUCAAAAUAUAAAGAAUAGAUAUACAGGAGAAAAUGAUAUUUUAGCUGAGAAGAUAUUAUUAAAACAUAAUGAAAAAAAUAAUGAUGAUAAAAAUAUGUCUAAUAAAAUAUGUAUACAAGGUAUUAGUGAAUCAGUUAGUCAAGCAAAUAUAAAAGAAUGUUUUAAAAAAUUUGGAGAUAUUAAAUCUAUAAAAGUGAUACCAAAAGAUUCAAAAAUGUUUAUAUCAUAUUCGAAUUCACAAGCAGCUAAAAAAGCUAGUGAUAAAUAUAAAGAUGGUCUUUUACUUAACGGUUGUAAUUUGACUGUACAUUUACAAGAUAAUCCAACAUAUAAUAAUAAAAAUCAACAACCUGUUAUUAAUUAUAUGAAUAAUAAUAUGUAUCAAAAUAAUAUGUCUCCUCAAAUGAUGUAUAAUCCUAUGUAUUAUCCAUAUUAUAAUAUGAAUAAUAUGCACCCAAGCAGUGCUCCCUAUUCUUCGAUGUUGCCAUCUGAAGCGGAGCAACGCAAAUGA
Messenger RNA from Plasmodium falciparum 3D7, 1074 nucleotides. It is a transcript of the gene RBM22, whose product is annotated as putative pre-mRNA-splicing factor RBM22. The record is from RefSeq and is a predicted model, not a curated record. NCBI's taxonomy places the organism in Eukaryota, Apicomplexa, Aconoidasida, Haemosporida, Plasmodiidae.